ACUACUACUACUGUUAAUGCUGACUCAGUUCUUCUCCAAAGGAUAGCAACAAAAACCAAAAACCCCUUAUACCCACAAUUCUGUCAACUAUUUUCGCAUUUGUUCAAGAAAUGGCAGCAACUGCAGCUUCAAGCUUGCAAAUAACGAUAGCUAGGCCAUCCAUAUUCUCUACAAAAAGAAUUUCCAGUGUCUGCUCAAUAAAGUUUAGUGCUAAUACUAGAAAACAGUCAUGGAAUAGACUUGCCAGUAGCUCUUGUGUUUCAUCCAUUCAAGAUUUUUGGCGCAAUUUCACAUCGACGUCUCAAAAGUUAGAGAAAGUUGUCACCAAGGCAAAAUCAGAAGCUGAUGAAAGCAAGGCUGCCUCUGGUCUUCCGAUUGAUUUAAAAGGUAAAAGGGCAUUUAUAGCUGGUAUAGCUGAUGAUAAUGGAUACGGAUGGGCUAUUGCUAAGUCCCUGGCUGCUGCGGGAGCUGAAAUUCUAGUUGGAACCUGGGUUCCGGCCUUAAACAUUUUCGAAACAAGUCUGCGACGUGGGAAGUUUGAUGAAUCACGCAUUUUGCCAGAUGGCUCUUUGAUGGAGAUUACAAAAGUAUACCCACUGGAUGCUGUUUUUGACAGUCUUGAGGAUGUACCUGAAGAUAUAAAGGCAAAUAAGCGUUAUGCUGGUUCUUCUAAGUGGACAGUUUCGGAAGUUGCAGAAUCUGUUAAGGAGGAUUUUGGCAGCAUUGACAUUCUUGUACAUUCACUUGCCAAUGGGCCGGAGGUGACUAAACCUCUUCUAGAGACAUCGAGGAAAGGAUACCUUGCGGCAAUAUCAGCAUCAAGUUAUUCCUAUGUGUCUUUACUAAAGCAUUUCCUUCCAAUUAUGAACCCAGGUGGUUCCUCAAUUUCUCUUACCUAUAUUGCGUCUGAGAGGAUCAUUCCAGGAUAUGGAGGGGGAAUGAGUUCUGCCAAAGCAGCACUCGAGAGCGAUACCAGAGUGCUUGCUUUCGAGGCCGGAAGAAAAAAGAAAGUUAGGGUGAAUACAAUAUCUGCCGGCCCAUUAAGAAGUCGAGCCGCAAAAGCAAUUGGUUUCAUAGAUAUGAUGAUUGAGUACUCCAUAGCCAAUGCACCUCUACAGAAAGAAUUAUCAGCAGAUGAAGUAGGAAACACGGCUGCAUUCCUAGCAUCGCCUCUGGCUUCAGCGAUUACUGGUGCUGUUUUAUACGUUGACAACGGUUUGAACGCAAUGGGUGUGGGAAUCGACAGUCCUUUAUUUAAAGACCUCAACAUUCCCAAGAACGAGGGAUAGAAGAUAUUCCUUCUAGGUGAAUUUGUAUUUGUGUACAAGUCAUUAUGUUUUUUUUAAACUUGUUAUGGUCAGAGCCAAGAAUGGCUAGGCCAGCGGCCUCCACGAAAUCAUCUAUUGUUGUAUGAUUGAUAUUUUAUAGAGUAAAUAGAAGUAAUGAGUUUCCAGUAA
This is a messenger RNA of Nicotiana tabacum (common tobacco), 1457 nucleotides long. Its product is annotated as enoyl-[acyl-carrier-protein] reductase [NADH], chloroplastic. The record is from RefSeq and is a predicted model, not a curated record. Gene Ontology annotation, molecular function: enoyl-[acyl-carrier-protein] reductase (NADH) activity. Gene Ontology annotation, biological process: fatty acid biosynthetic process. Lineage: Eukaryota; Viridiplantae; Streptophyta; Magnoliopsida; Solanales; Solanaceae.